Molecule: messenger RNA, 683 nt
Organism: Saccostrea cuccullata (small rock oyster)
Lineage: Eukaryota; Metazoa; Mollusca; Bivalvia; Ostreida; Ostreidae
Exons: 5
Coding region: 5-670 (221 amino acids)
Source: RefSeq, a predicted model, not a curated record
CUCAAUGGAUAAAAGGAAUAUUUUCUAUCUUUUAUAUCUUUUCAGCCUAGCGAUGGCAGUCAAAUGGCCUAGAGGGACAUACACUUUAAUCAAACCUAAAUCUGGUUGUCCAUCCAACUGGCUGGAGGGAUGGCGGGACCAGGACGACGAAGAUGGCGAUAAUGAAAAUUCGAUGACGAUUGGGCAUCACUUCUUUGGUUCCUUUGGCAGAAAUAUGAAGUUCUACUACUGUACCAAAGAUCCCAAUGACAUAAACGACGAGGGGUUCUGGCCAGCUGGAAACUACUGCAUUUUAAAACAAGGACAUACGUGUCCGCCGAGAGGAUUUCUAAAUGGAAGUAUACAUUGGGAUGACGAGGAUUCUAGAAAUAAAAACUCGUAUGGAGGAGUUCUACCCAGCGGAAGUUAUGAUAGAAAUACAAGGAUUGAAUAUUGCUGCAGGAAAGACGGUUCAUAUACCAGGGAAAUAGUACUUCCAACGGCACAACCAUUUUAUUUGAUGAGAUUUACUUCCCCUUGUCAACUUGUGAAAGGAAUGUACGUCAGAGAAGAACACGUGCAUUUUGAUGACGAAGACCACAACAACAAAAACUGGGUAUCCGGAAGUCACCCCUAUGGUGCCGGAGGAAGAAACACUGACCUGUAUUACUGCUAUUAUUCUCCUUUGUAAAAGAAAAAAAUAU